Molecule: messenger RNA, 906 nt
Organism: Orycteropus afer afer
Lineage: Eukaryota; Metazoa; Chordata; Mammalia; Tubulidentata; Orycteropodidae
Source: RefSeq, a predicted model, not a curated record
AUGAGGAAACCUCGAGGAAAGGUUCAAAGUCAAAAGACACCCAAGACACUCUGGUCCGAUGCCUGCCCUCCUUUUCCUCCACCACGAGCAGUUGAACAGGUCCGGACUCCCGAACUGCAAGGAACGCAAGGCGCCGAGGUCUCCGAGCGGGCGCGGGCGAGCAGAGGUGAGACAACCCCAGGUGGACGCGGGAAACGAGCAGUGGACACGCCCCCAGGUGGGCGCGCGGGAAGGAAGAUGCCCCUAGGUGGACGCGCAGGGCGAGCAAGAAGCAAGAUGCCCCCAGGUGGGCGAGCUGGGCGAGUGGGGGAGACGCCCCCAGUGCAGCAGGGAGGAGGUCGAAGUGUCCCAGCUGAGUGCUCAGCUAUUGCAGGAUCACCAUACCUGAGGCUUCACACCUCCCUCAGUGCUAUCCCCAUGCUUCUGGUCACCAGACUGGAGACUCUCCCUGGAAUUGUCUCUGACAUUCCUGUGACCUCAUUCUCAACAUUCAGGCAUUCGAAAGUGACUCUGGAAAGUAGUUUUAUGGAAAAAUGGCUCAAGGAAGUGAUAGCUCUGGCGGCUAUCUCCACCAGAAUCUCCUAUGACCCCACCAGAUACCCCAAGUACCUGCCCGAGGCCUACUGCCUGUGUCGGGGCUGCCUGACGGGGUCCUUCGGCGAGGAGGACCUGCGCUUCCGCAGUGUCCCGGUGCUCAUGCCCACUGUGGUCCUGCGCCGCACUGCCGGCUGCGCGGGUGGCCGCUACCUGUACGCCGAGGACUACGUCGCGGUGGCGGUGGGCUGCACCUGCGUCCCUGAGCAGGGGAAGGAUGCCGCGGAGAGCGCCAACUCCAGCAUGGACAAGCAGGCGGGGAAGCUGCUGCGGAGCGUCCACGACCAGCCCGACCAGCCCGCCGUCCCCUAA